Molecule: messenger RNA, 4750 nt
Organism: Mugil cephalus (flathead mullet)
Lineage: Eukaryota; Metazoa; Chordata; Actinopteri; Mugiliformes; Mugilidae
Gene: intu
Product: inturned planar cell polarity protein
Exons: 17
Coding region: 1470-4310 (946 amino acids)
Biological process (GO): establishment of planar polarity; vesicle-mediated transport; nervous system development
Cellular component (GO): cilium; cytoplasm
Molecular function (GO): protein binding
Source: RefSeq, a predicted model, not a curated record
UUUCAGGGAUCAUUUCUAUAGUUUCUGACUUGAGAAAUGUGCUUCUAAAGUGUAUGGUCUCGCUAACCGCGAUGAUGAGUUGGUGAUACUUCUUUCUGAGCGCGAAGCGGGUAGAGAGACUUGAUUCAUUUCAUAUGCUUUCUACUUUUGAUGACCGUUCACUGUCUCUUCGGGGACAAUGAGGGAAGGAGUAUGAUCAGAGUGGUAGUGCAUAGAUGUGAAAGAAAAAUUAAGAACUGAAUACGGGAUAGUGACUUUUAUUUGUUUGUGUAUAUAUUCCGUUUAUUAUGUACUUUUAAAGUGGAGGGAAACACUUUGCAGGAAAGUCCCUUAAUGCAGUUAAUACAGUUUAACUGUAUAUUGAAGACUACCAUUAAAAUUUUACUAUUAUUGCUGUAUAAAAAUUGGACUUUGGUCAUUUUUACUAACUGAAUGAAAAAGUGGGAAUAUUGGAUGUUUCUGACAGUGGUAAUUGUAGUAAAAUAAAAAGUUAACUACCUAAUUUGUAAAUUUGAAAGUAUUUUAACAUAGAAACAAAAUCACCUUUAACCAGUUUAACAUCAUCAGUAUUAAUCAAGCAAAGUAGAGCAGUCUGCAUUAAGAAACUACUUUUACCUAAACAACUCUUUUUUAAUGAUUUAUUUCAUUAUAUGUCUCUACUUUUAUCUAAUUAAACUACAAGUACAUGCGUUUAUAUUCUUUUUCGUUAAAUCAAGUGAAAUAUCUGAAUGAAGUCAAUAUCCAUAAAUAAAACCUGGUGGUUUUAUGUACAAAUCCUCUCCCAGAUGAAUAUAUAUCGAAGCAUAUAAAACAUUAUAAUGAAAUCCAACGACCCAGUUACAGCAGCAAUAUAAAAAAAAGUAUUGCUUUAUUUGUACUACUAAAGCAAAUGGCAUUUUCCCAUCACUUGCAACAGCAUUGUGUGGUUUUCUGCGGGGAUUAUUUCCAGCCAUACUGGCGGUAGAGCUUCAACGUUAAGCUGUUUUUAUGUCAGAAGUUGGAUUUUUUUUUUUUUUUUUUUGGUCGUCCAGAGUAGGCGUUUUUUGGCACCACAUGCCAAGAAGACAGCCGGGACAAAUUCUUCUGUGCUGGCCUGGAGAAACACUCAAAACCUAAAAGAAAAAAAAAAAAAAAAAGAGGCACCGAGGGCUUUCUUCUCCCUUUGAAUAGUGUUGAACCGUUCACGGCUCCGUGUUUGUGAUUGACGUGAGAAAAACUGUGGGGACUGAUUCGUCCUGGUGUUGGAGACUCGGCUGCAUGGCGGUGUUGAUGCAGAGGCUUCACACGCACAGGACACACAGGAGGGAUUCAUUUUGAACGAUGCCUGCUGAAUGAGAUUAUUAUUUAUUUAUUUUAUUUUUUUUAUUUAUUUUUUUUUUUUAAAAAAAAGAUGUAUCUUUUUGAUUUUUGAGUUUUAUGUUUUUUGAGCAGCAUUAUUGGCGACGCUCAGCCAAAAUCAUGAGACACAAAUGAUGUUUAACAUUUCUUUAGAUGGAGGUUCAUUCUCGAAGAACUUGGAGGACUUCGACUCUAUUCGCAGUGUUCUUCUUUACAGUGACUUGGAACCAGAGUGGCUGGACGACAUUCAGAAGAACGGAGAGCUUUUCUACCUGGAGCUAAGUGAGGGGGAAGAGGAGGCUGCUCUGGCUCAGGCCACCGCCAACCAAGUCGCAUCCACUAACCAUGUCCGCUUUAGCGAAAAGGAGGCAGAGAUCAUCACGGAGCAACACAAGAAGCAGCGAUGUGGAUCACGGACCAAAGGGGAGCCCGCGCUUAAGAGGCUGGCCAGGAUCCUGAGGAGAAAACGCCGGCCUUCCCUGCGCAGAGGAGGCAAGGAUGGGGGCAAGGACAGCUCGGCCUUAUCGCCGCCAGCGUCCAUCCUGAAGAACCAGCCCGGCCAAAGGCAGGGUGUGACCGUUCAGCAGCAGCAGCUGAAGGAAGUGUGCGUCUACCUCAACCCCAAACGUUUAGGGGGUUCGUCGAGCCCUGUGUGUGACAGCGGCGGCCUGCUGGAGGCUCUGCUGGGGGUGGUGCAUCGUCCCGCCUGGAGCAGAGGUCAGGGGGAGCCCGGAGACAUCAGACAGGAGGAGAGACUCACCGUGCAUGGAUUAAUACCCAACAGUCCAGCCAUCAAAUGUGGCCAGAUCCUAAUUGGUGACGUCCUCGUAGCAGUGGAUGACGUCGACGUGACGUCGGAGAACAUCGAGCGGGUUUUGUCCUGCAUCCCAGGACCAACACAGGUGAGGCUCACCUUGGAGACGGUGGCUCCGGUGGACAGGGGAAGCACUGGCGACACGUCUUCACUCCACAAGACAAAGGCGUCUCCGCCGGUCAGCCAGCUGGUGCGUCUGCUGUGGGGGGAGGACACGGCCGAGCUCCAGAUGUCCAUCAGCCACAUACCACACGUGGUCAUGUACCUGUCGUUGAAACUGGACUCCGCAUCGCCGCAGGACGAGGAGGAGAUCUUGUACCAGUACCCGGUGUCUGAAGCAUCCAGCCAGCUGAAAGGAGUGAGGGGGAUCUUCCUCACCCUGUGUGACAUGCUGGAGAACGUCACAGGAGGCCAGAUCAUCAGUUCGUCUCUCCUGCUCGGGAAACAUCUGGUACACGUCGGCUACUGGAAGGAAAGCAACAACCUGCUGGUCAUUGGUCUUCCUGCUGAGAGGGUCCCUCUGCUGUAUCUGCAGACGGUGGUGGGAGACGUAGUCCGGACAUUAAAAGUGAUGUACGGCUCUUUGGACAGGGCGUUCUGUAAGGUGGACCACACUCCCAGGUUGGACCACUUCUUCUGCCUGUUCUUCCAGCAGCUCAUCCAGCCGUCACGUCUGAGAGAAGGCGCCUCGACGACGACGACGCCGCCCGACGUCUCAGGGACUCUUUUCCUCGACGGACUGCCGGCGGUCCGAUGGCUCACGCUGCCUCCGGAAAUCAAGACGGAGGUGGACACUGUUCUUUCUGAUUUUGAGUCUUCUGAUUUUGGAGAAAUGUCUGAGGACUUUUUCGGCCUGAGGCGUCUGUAUGUGAUUCUUGGCUCCUGUUUGUUCUACAAGUCCUACCUGAUUGCCAAUCACCUGCCGAAGGAGGACCUCCUGGACGUCUGCCUGUACUGCCAACACUACUGCCUGCUGCCGCUGGCGUCAGAGCAGCGAGUGGGUCAGCUGGUCAUCUGGAGAGAGGUGUUUCCCCAGCAGAGAGCUAGCAAAGACGGCGGCGCCGCCCCGGGCUACGGCCAGCCGCAGGGGCGACACUUCCUCCUCAUAGUGGGGCUGAGGCACUUUAUGCAGUGCGUACUGUUGGAGGCUGGUGGAUGUGCUUCCCCAGCGUUGGCCUCUCCAGGACCCGACUGUGUUUACGUCGAUCAGGUGAAGGCCACCCUGUUGCAGCUGGAGGUGUUGGAGGCAGGCAUCGAAGAGCGCCUCAACGCUCCACCCGCUCCCUGCCUGUCCUGUGCCGACUGGUUCCUCCCCGCCGCGACGGCCCGCGACCGACUCGACAGCCUGGCCUCCUCCUCCCCAGUCCUCAGCAAACUCGCCGGGGCCGUCAGGGGCUCCUCGUCCGGGUCCAGGGGCCGCAGCCUGUUCGGGGAGAAGUCCCGGAGGUCCAGCCCGCAGAGGAGCUUGUCGGACAGCGGGAGCGAGGGGCAGAUGGACGCGGGGUCGGGACUCAGUCCGCAUUCCACCCCGGACUCAGCGAGGAAGCUGGGGGGGCGACGGGACUCGCUGGGGUCUGGAGGGUCUGAUGGCAGCGGGGGCAGCGGAGGCCUCUUCAAGAUGUCCAGGAUGAAGCACCCAAACCCCUUCUACCUGGGCACCCUGAAGAAGACCCUGACUGAGAGGGAGACGGAGGAGAUGUACAACACCAUGAAGCUGACGUCGGGUGCGGAGAACACCUUGUUCCACUACGUCCUGAUGGAAACCGUGCAGGGAAUCUUCAUCGCCCCCACGCACAGAGAAGUGGCUCAGCUCAGCGGCUCCAUUCACCCGCAGCUCAUACGCAACUUCCACCACUGCUGCCUCUCCAUACGAGCCGCCUUCCAGCAGAGUCUGCCAGCCAGGGGCCGUCGUGCAGCAGACCGGCCUCAGAGCGCCGGUUGGGGUCUGGGUCCAGUUAAGGAGCACGGGGUUCUGUUUCAGUGUAAACCCGAGAACUGGACCGACCAGAGGAAACCUGCUCCCACCAUGACUUACUGGGUCAUAGGGCGGAUGUUGCUGGAGCCAGUUCCUCAGGAGUUCUACGUGUGCUUCCAUGACUCGGUGGCGGAGGUUCCUGUGGAGAUGGCCUUCAGACUCUCCUUCGGUUUGGCUUUGUGACGCAUCGUCCUCUCUCUCUCUCCCUCUCCGGAUCUGGCGAAGCAUCAGUUGCCUUCUCAGGAAAAACAAUUCAAACUCUGAUGCUUGCGUACAGGGGGGACUGAGUGAGGAGAGACAAGUUAAUGGGUUGACCUCAACUUCAGACCAGGUGGUUUUUGUGCCUCGUUGCUCUACAGAAAUGUUUGCGUGACUCUUUGUGUGUGUGAGAAGCCUCUCAGUCAGUGAAUACCUCAGACUCCAAGUUGUAAACCUCUCAUGAGACCAGACCUUUGCUGCCUUAAAGUCUACUAAGCUGGACCGGGAUAAUGAUGCUGCUGCAGACGUCUCUAUCACAUCAAAUAAGGUUGUAAUGAAUUGUUGCUUAAUUUAAAUUUUGUACAGUUUUGUAUGGGAACAUGGACUCGUUUGUUAAAUAAAUGAACAAUAUUUGACAUUAAAAA